Molecule: messenger RNA, 354 nt
Organism: Phialemonium atrogriseum
Lineage: Eukaryota; Fungi; Ascomycota; Sordariomycetes; Cephalothecales; Cephalothecaceae
Exons: 1
Coding region: 1-354 (117 amino acids)
Source: RefSeq, a predicted model, not a curated record
AUGGGCGUCAACAUCAUUGAGCGCAUCCAAGCCAAGAUCGAGCUCUUCCGGCUCGAGCAGCGGUACACCCGCCGGCGCCACCGGCGCUCCACCUUCGUCUCCAACGCCAUCUACGUCGACGGCGAGUACAUCUACAACACCCCCAACACAACCGGCUCCUCCUCCGCCACCGCCAGCACCAAUGCCAGCGCCAGCGCGGCCACCGACCCGUCCUCCAAACCCCGCGCCGGCCGUCUGAACCGCUGGUCCUCCAUGACGGGCUUCGGCUCCCUGUCCAAAGUCUCGGCGCCGCAAGUCAACACCACCGCCCAGCACGACUGGCGGACGGACAGGCGCGCCAGCAUCGGCCGGUAG